Molecule: messenger RNA, 573 nt
Organism: Aspergillus affinis
Lineage: Eukaryota; Fungi; Ascomycota; Eurotiomycetes; Eurotiales; Aspergillaceae
Exons: 2
Coding region: 1-573 (190 amino acids)
Source: RefSeq, a predicted model, not a curated record
AUGCCACAGAGCCCAUACCCGACUGCAAUCUAUCUCCCGCGGGACCUUAUCGAAGCUGGCUUCACCUACGGGUAUCUCUCUCCCGAGAACUUCGCCCGAGCAGAUGCGGGGUAUGUUAUCUCGCAAAAUAUGCCAGGGCGGGCCUUCCUGUUGCCAUAUCCGGGGGGGGUCCCGUCACGAUACGACUCCUCCGAUCUGACUGCAAUCGAAAAGGCCAAUAGAACUCUGAAAGGUUUAUUGAGUUUGAAGAAUGUCCAUCAAAUCCCUUACGAGAACCUGGCAGCUUCGAUCGCUUCAAUCCAUAUCGAGCCUCGGUCGCAGAUUCGUUCCAAUGCGACUUGGCAUACUCGAAGACGAGAUCUUCAUAGCAAAGGCUCCUAUGUUUUUGUCUACAACACCGGGGACUACAGCACAGGGAGUAUCAUAUUCGAGUACUCUGGCGCAGACUACUUCUUGAACGCGUGGACGGGCGAGGAGGCACAAAUCGUCCACUACACGAAUAAGAAUGGCUACAUGACUAUUCCUAUCGCACUGCAGCCAGAGGAAACGAGGCUUCUCCGGCUGAGCACAUAA